UGUGACAUUUCAGUGAAGUGAGACAGAUUGAAACAAGUGUGAACAGACCACUCGGAUAGAUUUGGUAUUUUGAUAAUUUCACCCAGAAAACAAUGAAAAGAUAAAUCAACAGAAGGCAAUAAAAUGGAACAUGAUAAACAUAAGGAUGUCAGCAGAGUGCGCGAUUCCGGGGUAUCUGGGAUGUCAUCUUCCGUUUCCGGUUCCAGUUCACUGUCCGAGGAGGACGUUAUUGCGCCAGAUGGAGGUUGGGGAUGGGUUGUCUGUUUCGGAAGUUUCAUAACUAAUUUUGUACUUGAUGGUACCAUGUUUUCAUUUGGAGUUCUGCUGAUUGACUUGCUAGAGUUUUUUGGCGAAACAAAGUCGAAAACGUCCUGGGUCGGGUCGGCACUUGUUGGAAUGAGUAUGAUGGUUGGUCCUUUCGUGAGUUUGUUAUUACGGAAAUUCUCCAUCAGAGCCGUAACUAUCACGGGUGCUGCUGUGGCUGCGUGCGGUUUUAUCGUGUCCAUCUUCUCCCCAAACAUCGAACUUCUCAUUAUUACAUACGGCAUAGUCGGUGGAAUUGGCUUCUGUAUGAUGUUCAUCCCAGCCAUUAUUGUCGUUGGUCUUUAUUUCAAUAAGAAGCGUGCCUUAGCGACGGGGAUCGCGACCAGCGGUUCCGGUUUGGGAACGUUCGGAUACGCCUACAUCACAGACGUCCUACUCUCCAUGUACGGAUGGCGAGGAACAAUUCUAAUUCUGGCGGGGAUUCUGUUGCACGUAGUUGUUUGUGGUAUGAUAUUUCGGCCAUUGUUAACAACCCACGUAAUCAAUUCCAGCAAGAAAAAAUACCGAAGUUACAAAACUUCAUCUUGUGACCUAUCAGACCAUCCAGAUGUCAACGAAAGCUUCUUAAACCGGAAGUAUGGAUUCGGUAGUGGUGACUUUGUGAAAAAAGGAACAGAAAAGGAAGAUUAUAUUAUUUGUAACGUACCUUUGGGCUUUCAUAAACUUGACAGAUCAGACAUCAGUAGAAGUUCUGACGUCAUCGUUUCAAAAGACCAUGUUCUUGGCCAAAAAUCACGACAAUUUAAAAGUGCAAUCGACAUAACACAGCGAUAUUGUGAAGUGACGUCAUCUCCAAUGACAAAACCACGACUGCUGAAUCCAAUGAUGAAAAAAGACAUAUUCUAUAGCGGAAGUAUUCAAAACAUACCGGAAGUUCAAACAGAACGAGAAAUCAAAUCGGCCACGGUGACCAAAGAUAACGGCGAAACUAGGUCAUUGCGACAUUGUUUUGGAAUUGAUGUCAAUGAUGUAUUUUGCUUCGAAUUGUUGAAAGAUCCAACUUUCCUAUUGCUAGCGAUAUGUAUGACAACCUGGACAGCUCAAAUUGUCUCCCUUACCUAUCUUCCGGAUAUGGCAUUAUCGAAAGGACUUCCAAGAAACCAGUGCGCCUUUCUCAUCUCAAUAGUUGGUAUAACAAACAUCGUCGGGAGGCUUGUUUCCGGUUUUAUCACCGACUGCUUACAUGUGAAAAGCAUCCAUAUCUACGCAUGCGCAUUAUUUGUGGCGGCAGCUAUCAAUUUCCUGUUGCCAUUCUGUGACCGAUUCUACCUGUUUGCUGUAUGUGCUGGGAUAUUUGGAUUUUGUAUGGCUUCUACAGUCUCUCUCCGGACAAUCGUCAUUGCUGAUCAUCUGGGGAUAGAUAGAUUGACCCAGUCAUUCGGACUGAUCGCCCUAUUUCAAGGAAUCGCCUUCAUCAUCAAUCCACCAUUAGCAGGAUUCCUCUUCGACAAAACACAGUCUUACGUCUUUCCGUUUGCAUUGACCGGAUGUAUGUACCUGGUGUCUGGAGGAGUUUGUAUACCUUUGUUGCGCAAUCGUAAUACGACUUCCGGGAAUAUCGACAUCCACGUGACAACGCCGGAUUCCUCCGAAGAGUCUGUGAUCGAUUGACCAACCACCUACUUUUUUGUUGUUUUUUUUUAGAGGAGAUACCAUACCAUGGUAAUCAGGGACACAUAUAUAAUGAUACUAAAUAUUCAGCCUUAUAUGGAACCUUCAAUGAUGUACUUUUCUCUGAACGGUGACGUCAUCGAACUAUUUGCUGUUGGUGUCGACCCAGGCCGUUGUUUUCGCCAAUGUGACAGUGUUUACAUUCAGUCCAAUUAAUUCUUCAGUAGCAAUUCAUCGUAUCAACAGCCACGAUAUAAGGAUAUAUGAAAUAAAAUUUUGAAUAUUAUACGAAACGAAAUAUUCAUCAUUAUAGCGUCAAGAGUUCGUAACUAGGCAUAUGGUGCAAUCUUUCUAUCGUUUACAACUGUAAAAACUUUAGUAGAAUAAGUUCAAAUGUGACAGUUAUAAAUGAAAAUUUCUUAAUUUUUCCAGAUUAUUUGCAGAAAAAAAAUCGUACACAGACUACAAUGAUGGUUGUU
Molecule: messenger RNA, 2414 nt
Organism: Ylistrum balloti
Lineage: Eukaryota; Metazoa; Mollusca; Bivalvia; Pectinida; Pectinidae
Product: monocarboxylate transporter 9-like
Exons: 7
Coding region: 124-1935 (603 amino acids)
Biological process (GO): transmembrane transport; monocarboxylic acid transport
Molecular function (GO): monocarboxylic acid transmembrane transporter activity
Source: RefSeq, a predicted model, not a curated record